ACACAUUUUGUCCACCGAGAGAGAGAGAGAGAGGCAUGGCUUCCGAUCUAAACAGAAGAAGAUCGUUCUCUCUUCUAGUCUUGAUUAUUGUGAUGCUUUAUGGGCAUAAAGCUGAUUCAAAAUGUGAUUUCGAAGCAAUUUUUAACUUCGGAGACUCGAAUUCGGACACUGGCGGAUUUUGGGCUGCUUUUCCGGCUCAAUCCGGUCCAUGGGGAAUGACUUAUUUCAAGAAACCGGCCGGUCGUGCUUCAGACGGUCGUCUCAUCAUUGAUUUUCUAGCUAAAUCUCUUGGAAUGCCUUUCCUAAGCCCAUAUUUGCAAUCUAUUGGAUCGGAUUUCCGCCACGGAGCAAAUUUUGCAACGUUGGCGUCCACGGUUCUCUUGCCAAACACGUCUUUAUUUGUCUCCGGAAUCAGCCCUUUCUCACUCGCUAUUCAGCUGAAUCAGAUUAAACAAUUCAAGGUUAAAGUGGACGAGUCACAUUCUUCAGACCAACCAGGAAUGAAUAUCUUACCGUCUAGUAGUAAUGUUUUUGGAAGAUCGCUAUACACGUUUUAUAUUGGUCAAAACGAUUUCACAUCCAAUUUAGCGAGUAUUGGAGUUGAGAGAGUGAAACAAUAUCUUCCACAAGUAAUAGGCCAAAUUGCUGGAACAAUUAAGGAGAUAUAUGGGAUAGGUGGUCGGACAUUUUUGGUAUUGAAUUUAGCACCGGUUGGAUGUUACCCGGCGAUUUUAACCGGUUACACUCAUACCGUUUCGGAUUUAGACAAAUUUGGAUGUCUCAUUCCUGUAAACAAAGCUGUCAAAUAUUACAACACGUUACUGAAAAAAACGUUAUCCGAAACCAGAACCGAACUAAGAAACGCUACCGUAAUUUACUUAGACACUCACAAGAUAUUGCUCGACCUCUUUCAACACCCCAAAUCCUACGGUAUGAAACACGGUAUUAAAGCUUGUUGUGGAUAUGGUGGACGUCCAUACAAUUUCGAUCAGAAGUUAUUUUGUGGUAACACCAAAGUGAUUGGAAAUUUUUCUGCGACGGCCAAAGCUUGCCGUGAUCCACACAAUUACGUGAGCUGGGAUGGAAUUCAUGCGACGGAGGCCGCAAACCACCACAUUUCCACGGCCAUUCUCGACGGUUCGAUAUCAUAUCCUCCGUUCAUACUCAAUAACCUAUGUCCGCCUUAAUUCUGAUAUAAUCAUGUACAUUAGGUGUUUAAUUGUUUAAAUAUGAGUAUUUAAACUAUUCACCAACUAAGCAUAUUGUGACAAACAAAAUUAUAUACAGAUAAUAUAUGUAUAUGUUUAAA
Messenger RNA from Arabidopsis arenosa, 1309 nucleotides. The record is from the annotation of a GenBank genome assembly. NCBI's taxonomy places the organism in Eukaryota, Viridiplantae, Streptophyta, Magnoliopsida, Brassicales, Brassicaceae.